Molecule: messenger RNA, 26852 nt
Organism: Spirometra erinaceieuropaei
Lineage: Eukaryota; Metazoa; Platyhelminthes; Cestoda; Diphyllobothriidea; Diphyllobothriidae
Source: the annotation of a GenBank genome assembly
AUGCAGCAUGUACGUGUCGGCAUAAGGAAAUGUCUAGCUGAGUGCUAAGCAUGUGGCUGCGGGGUUAGAGAUGGAAUGGGCGGGUGCAGGAAAACAAGGGCACAUGCACACCAAAAGAGAACGUUCGAAGUGCUUGAGGCGCCGAAAGUUUGCAUGCGCAGUCACUACUAAUCGUUGAUGAAAAAUAGACGUGACAGCUCAGGUCUGAGCGGUUGUUGUUCGUCACCCGUGCGUCUAUAGGUUAGUGCGGCUGUCGCGGUCACUGGAUGACAAAGAGGCGCCGCAAAAGGAGGCACAGAAGCGACUGCUCUAGACCCUCCAGUGAAAACUGUAGUUAAGCCACAUUCUUAAUGGAAUAUGAUUUCCGUCUUUGAGCUUCGCAAUCAUGUCCAAAAAUAGCAACAAAAUGAGUUUUUACAGCAGUAAUUAACGCGAUUGUGAAGUCAUCGGAAUGUGUGAGCCACUCAAACUGCUGCAAGGAAAAGAAACACCAACCACAAAAACAUUAGGGGAUUUGACUCAUUUUUAAAGAUUAAUGAUCACAUUGAAAUACAUUUAUAGCUCCCAUUGAAAUAGCCCAAACGGCAAGUUUUUUUGUGCAUAGCAAACCAUUUUCCUUUGAAUAUAGGACCCUCAAAGACGCAUAUCAGUUUUCUAUCUAUAAACUAGUAUGGUAUGAACGGGGAAUGCAACUGGUAAUACCAAAAGUGCCGCAGCAAACUAAAAAAUGAAAAUGGGUGAUUAGAGUGAAUAAAAUAGUUCGUUCAAUUUCAAGGACCUAUUUUUGAUUUCUAAUAAGCGUCCAGUGCAUGAUUGAAUGACACGGUCAUAAUAACACGUAUGGAAGGAAAUUCAUCUAUUCCCUAGGUAGGGAAUUCAAAGUUCAAUCUUCAAAGCGAAUUUGAGUGAGAACUUGCUGACACAGACGCUUACCACAUUGUCUCCGCGCCGAUAUCAGCGAUAGUUUAUCUGCACACAUACCUCAACCGGUAAUUACAGUUGCACGCUGGAGGUUGGUUUCUGAGUUUUGUCAGAUUACAGACAUCUUUUCAUCAAAUGGAAUAAUCGCAGAACUCUUAUUGCCUCGGGCCUUAAAACUUUGUUUUAAAGUUAACUAAAAACCAUCUUAGAUCGUAGAUCAUGUAGACCAUAAAGGCUAUAAACUGGGUAAUCUAUUUCCCGCUCAAAGCAAUCUAGCGGUUCCCUGAAGCAAAAGUUUCGUGAAAACUCUCACUCAUACCUAAAUCUCAACUUUUGACUGUGUACUUUGCCAAAAUUAGUGAGUAUAUAUAUAUAUGUUUUAGCAGAUCCGAAUAAUUCACUGUCUUUGCUGUCGUAGGUUCGGACUCUACCGAGAUCGCCAAAUUUUCCACAAUUUGGUCUAAUGGAUAUCCUCAUAUGUCGUCGAAACGCCCAACAUAUGUCUGUUAGGGGUGUGGGUUAACUGAAACUGGUCGCCUUAUUUGGUAGCGAGAGUCAUCAAACAAAAGGGGUGCGUAAUAAACAAAGACAACAGUUGUACCCGAGAUCCAAAUUAGCAUAGGUAAGCGGGACCACCUAUUCACUUGUUUUGUUUGGUCAUGGACUGUCAUUUCAUAAAGCGCGGAGGGCAGAUUGCCAGCGAGAAUAACGACAGCUUCUCCUUAAGGAAUUGACACGACGCCUAUGACAUAUCUGUAUUUGCAGAACAUAGUGAUGGCGUGUUAGGCUUCGCAGAUCACAUUUGACUCAAACGGCUAGUGAAGCCGUUCGACAACGGCUGAAUAGAUGGCGAUCAUAACUACGUCUUCAGAUUUCCUGUUCCAUCGGUUGAUAGCGUGAGAACGCCUUUUAAUCGAGCUAGUGCGACACUCACUGUGUGCCUAAUGCCAGUGUGCGCGGAGCUUACGCGUGCUUAUCCUGUCAGUCAUCUUUCCAGUUUACCGUAGUCUCAACGCAGUCGCUUUAACUCUGCUGGAACGCUGAAAGCCCUUGCCAAUUAAUUAAUUGUUGUUUGGCUCCGCACUUUCCAGUUCCUCGGUGCCACUGACUUAAUGUGACACUGGUCCUCAACUAAACACUUACUGUUUAGGGAAAUAAGGAGGUUGUGUAAUUUACGACAACUAUUCAGUGCCAUGACUACAACGCCUAGACACUGCCCUGAGAUAAUGACCCCCUGAUCGUAACAUAUGCUUUGAAGUGACGUCCACUAGCCUAAGUAAAUAUUCCAAGUUCGCGACCCUACGCACCGGCGGACUUCGAUGUUUAGAUUGAGACAGACAUGAGGCGCCAAAAUUCCCAUCCGUCCAUUGCAAUAUCUCACGGUAUGCGCGACGCAAUUGCUCAAGCUAACGUAGUCAAAACGUUAAUGUGAUAAACGACAAUUUACCAGCGAUUUGGAUCAGGGAAAGCAAUUUCCAUUACGCAAGUGCCAAUGGAACUCCACAGAAAGGCGGUAAAUCAGGAGACCUACCGUCAGUGCGUACAUCUGCCCUGUCGACUGGAAUUUUCCAGAUGCCCGUUACCACAUUCCCACACGCCGUAGGUACUGAGAUCUUUCAUGAUAAGUCGAUGUUGUGUGACGUUGCUGGUGUUCUGGAAGACUGCCACCACACUGUUGCAUUGAUCCCUAGAGUUUCCACUGCGGUCAGGCGUUUUUGAAGUACGAAUUAUCAGUCAGAAAUCCCCAUGGUCUAGGGUUCAACGGGUUUUGCUGGUCCAGCAGCGUAUAGGGGUGGUCGCGAACGAUUCUCCAGAACUACUAACUGCCUCUGAAGCUUGCUAGGAUGCCAUAAACGACAAACUUUCCAUUCUUGAGGAAGAAAUGUCAAUUGGAUGCCAUUAAACACGCAAGCUGAUUUAAGAUCUUCAUUUAAAUGAUAUGUAGCGGACUACCUAAGACUGCUACGAGGGAACUUGCGUGUCUGAUGUCUACUUUGUUUACCUUGUUUCGCUUGAUAUUAGCAGUAUUUUACAAACAGGCACCCAUGUCCGACCUAAGCUCCGAAAAGAGAGAAUUUGAUCGGCAGCUAUAAUCGGCGUUAGUUGUUGAGCAAUCGACAUGAGCCCUAAAAUAAAUUUUCCAAAACAAGGAUAACCGCCCUGAGUUUCGCGUCUCCAUGGUUAGGAUAAUGUUACUUUUGGGUCAGUAAGCAGUUUAUGUUACUUUAAGCCAAAGUUUUAGACAAACUUGAAUGGUAGAAAGAAAAUCGGGCUUUGAGUGAACCAGACACAUGCGACUCAUUCGAUACUGUCAAAGCAUCAUACUGCUACUGUUAGGCCUUUUUAUUGGCCUAAAUCGUAUAGUCAUCCUAGUUAUUCUUAUUUCUAAUGAUCAGUAACUAUCUUCCUCUCAAAUAAUCUGAAGUAUGCGAAAAUUGUUUCAUGCCCAUCCAGCCUUUUAGGCUGUCCACCAAGCACGAUAUAGUUGUUGGAAGCGAUGUAGUACCAGUAUUUACUCUAGCGUUUCCAAGAUAAGGACUCUAUUUUCCACAAGUACGAGGCUUCCUUAGUUCCAUGCUCAUGUCUUCUUAUUUUCCAAAUCUCACUGAGACGUGCCACCAAAACUGUUGUGUCGUACUCAUGGGCGAGUCGGGUAAACCUUUAGCUUUCUUACUUAUAAAGUAUAACUCAAUGACUUUAAUAGCUGAUGGCUGGCAUAGAAAAGGCCUUCACCGGCCUUCCCCGUUUCACUGGCGGUAGAAAAAAUGUAUACCGAUUUAUCUAUUUGAUUACUGUUCUCAGAUUGUCUACUAGCAACAACAAACUAGGCCUGCUGCUUUUGCUAUAUUUUACUACCCCCUGAAAGAGUUCCAGUCAGUUUAGUAUUGUGAGAUCUCCUUUAUUGGGUCAUUUGCUUGACUUGUCACCGUCGAAGCAGUUUAUUUCCGGACAGAAACGUGAGAAUAAGCACACCAAGUCCAUCAAUUCCGCAAUUUGAAAUUUGACAGCAGUGACGGCGGUGGUGGUGGUGUCGGAGAGGUCUGAUGAGCUAGUUUCCUGUCCCGGGAUUUUAUUGCGUUUCUCACAGUGCGGUACUUCCACGCGUCGUUCUUGAAACCCAUCGUUCCACUGUUUUUUGUCAGUAUUUAUUGCUGUCUUCUUGCACAAGAGAUAUAAUGGUACAUCAUUUGAAGUACAGGCGAGGUCAGUUCGUCAAAUUACAGAAAUAGACACUCCACUUACGUUGCUACUUAUCUUAACUAACAAAAAGUGCAUCCAGAGGUGUUUUGGCAGAUUUCAAAUAAUUAACUUUGACCCAGCUGUGAAAAACUCGGUGCCUCGGUGGGAUUCGAACCCGCGACAGCGAGGGGAGGCUUCAGUACAGCCAACCGAGUUUUUCACAGUUGGGUCAAAGUGAAUUAUUUGGAAUCUGCCAAAACACCUGAAUUACGUUAGCCUGGUAGUCAUCUGGUGGAUUUUUGGUAUGUUACUUAGGAAAUCCUGCUUGGGCAGUCAGCUUACUCUAUCAGAUUUGGUGGAUUCCAGACGUUGCAGUAGGUUGGGCGGCUAAACGUAACCCGAAUGUGAUUAAACUGGCGUCGUCCGGUGGAGCCUCGUAACUCAGAUGGUUAGAGCGUUGGCUGUACUGAGCCCCCCCUUGCUGUCGUGGGUUCGAAUCAUACCGAGGCACCGAGUUUUUCGCAGUUGGGUCAAAGUGAAAAAGUGCCUCCCUGCGCUUGUUUGGUGACUUUGGUAAAUCGCGUUUAUGAGUUCCGAUUAAGAAGCGAGUGGACCAUCUAGAAAUGGUAACACCGAAGUCUGCAACCAAACGUUCUGCAGAGCAUUGCGGUGCAAUCUGUAUAAUUAACUGGACAAUUUUAAUACAGAACCACAACAUGGAGGCACCUCAUGUUUUCACGACUUAUUCUUCAAUAAAGUUGAAGUCCCGCCACCGGUCAAAUGUUAGUAUAGUUUUUGGAUUAAUUCCUUCAACGGAACUUUCGCCGCCAACAUUAUCUGCUCUCUAAGGAUUUGCACAUUUCCACUAUUCGACCGCAUUGAUAGACCAUCGCUGAUUCAGAUGUCAUGCGACUUCAGGAUUGGGUACAGUAUCUGGACGUCCCUUGCGAAGCUGCUUUAUCAUAUUUUCUGCCUAACUAUUAUCUUACAUGUCAGAAUAUACAUUAUUCUUAACCUCCUUCGCAGCAUAAUUUAUAGUUGUUAACUACGUAGGUCGGCCGCAAUUAGAUAUCAUAUUAUAUCAAGUACCCGUAGAAAGGGGCAAGUCCCUCCUCACAUUCUGCUUUUUUGAAACACAGUAUGCAUACGGCUGCUGGAAGAGCAUCAGCUUAUAUCUUAUUUUGCCACUAAGUAGUCCUUACAACAUACAAGGAGCAAAUAGUAAUAUUUUCUUCCGUCCAUUUAGGCUCAUUGAUGUCCACAGACAUUGCAAAUGCGACUGAAAAAACGCCAAUUUCACCUCCCAUGCCUGCCGACCAAUGGAAUGCCUCUGACAUCCACAACGAAAAUCCCCCAGUUGAUGCGCAGCCAUCGUCAAAGUCUAAGCGGCAUGUCCGCUUUCCCGAAGACGAUUCUCUAGUUGUUGGCUACUUGGAUCCCUUUGUACCUAGUAGGCUAUCAACUGUUAACAUAUUUACGUCUCUUUUUAUGCAGAGUACCAAUAAGUGCGACACCUUAUGCCAUUGGGCUGCAUUGUUUUGGUUUUUUACGCUUUGUUCAGCAAAUUUGAGAUCCUAAAUUGCUGGCUUCAGUGACCGACAUCCUAAGCUGAACCUACCUCAAAAUAACCACUACCAGUAUAUCUCCUAUGGAGACGAUUGAUCCACCGAAAGCAUUUGAUUUCACCGACGGUACUGCACACCCAAUCAAUGAUUUCGGUACAUAGCACCUGAUUUGAUUGCAUGUUUGAGAAACGUGCCUUUUUGUACACUUGCCAGCCUAAAGCCUCGUGCUAUGCCUCCCAUAACUUUUCAGCCUUCUGGGCCGGUAGCCAGCAGAUGUGGUUAAGCGGUAUUUUCUGUAAAUUGAAAAAAAACACUUUCCCACAUUGUGACAGCUUCUGAGCUGUUCUAAAAGUUUUGCCUUCUGGCCUUAUCACUUACGUGUUCUAAUGCAUUUUUUGCAAAUCUGACCACAAUCACGUUACAAUUUUAUGAUUAUUUUUAUCGUUUGAUUUUAUUCCCCUUAACUGUUUCGUUGAACAUCCCCAUUUUUAGCUUCUGACAACUGCACUAGUGAUGAACUGAUUUCUGCGUACAUCGCUUCUUGUAAGUACUAUAAGGUGGCCCCAAUUGACUUUCUCUUGGAACAGUUAAAGGCAAGUCCCGCCAUCGAUAUACAUGGAUUAUUCAGGUUUUAUUGUAAAGUUAACUACUUGCAAGUUUUACGACCCACACAAAAGUUCGAUCGGCUUUGCCUUUUUCUCGGUCUGUUUGUGAGCAAACCUGUUCUCAGGCAUUGUUACAUCAGUAUUUACAAGUGCAUCAAGUGAUGAUCGUUGUUCUUUUUCCACACCCAAGCCACUAGUUACCUAGGCAACGGCAGAAUCGGUUGUAGGGACGCACUGCAUAACCGUCACGUUCUCUGUUAGGAUGCUAACUAAUUUCUGUUCCGCGGAACCACUACCACUGGCCGACAAAGUCCCGCUGGCAGUCUAAAGACGUGACCCCUCUCAGCUUAAUUAUAGUACUUUCGCCUUCUUUUUUACCCAUCGUACUCUGUACUGUGUAGGCCAUACUUUAUCGCACCAGGUGUGCCGAUACUAACUACACUAUUAACAUGUGAAAACUAUCCAAACAGCCCCAGUGUUCAGUGUGAUUGCAUUCCAGUCAUUAUGCCACUUGUGGUUUUAAACUGAAUUCCGUUGAUCAACCUGUCGUUUACGUUGUCUUUCUCCACUCCCCGAACUGACGGAACUGCCCUCAGCAGUCCUGAAAUUAACUGUCAUAUCCGUAUUUCUGCGCCCUUUUCACUGACCAAGUUUAUAGUUCAGUCCCACGGUAUAUUAAUGAGCGCCUGCAUUCCUCACUGGUUUAUCGAUUUCUCUUUCUUUCAUCCUCCCAGGGGAUCGACCUGUCAAUCUGCAAUGAGCGCUAUAGCCGACUCAGCCUUAAGGGUACGUUUUUUGAUUAACUGCCGGCUAUUUGAGCCAUUUAAGCCCAAUAAAAGCGAUGCAUUUCAUUAUUUUAUUAGCGGUCGAGAAACAGCUGGUGGGCUAUUGUCGUCACAUUUCAUCGGCCGUCGUCUGGCGGUUAGGCCGUUUCCGGAAUCAGAUCGCUGUGGACCGUUAUCAGCUUCGAACCAUGGCACACACAGAGUCUGCAGAAGCUCUUCGUGUGCGCGCAGUACCAACCGAUGCCAAUGUAGUAUGCUGUCGCCUGUGGAGCAUCGGUUGCAUGUCCCUUACAGUUCCAUCGUUCUCUGCUUUCCGCAUCUCUCGGAAUCAUAAUCACCAAAAUUUCGAUUUUGAAAUGUUUGGACUGCCAGCCAUCAUCAUGCGUAACACAAACAGGACUAAAACUACUAUCCUUGUUGCAGCGUUCCAGAACUACUUUAGCUGAUGGUGUGCCGAAGUUUAGGGAGUCCAAUGCACCUCGUGCAUCAGGCGUAGUGCGAGCACGUACCAGUGCAACAAUGAGCAGUUGCAUGCUUCUGAGGAAUUCUUAUACGCAGUCGGGAAGACGGAUUAUUAGACUACAUGAUCUGCGUUUAGUCAGUUGAGCUUUCUAUUAACCCUGAACAGCUUCUUAGUUAUUUGCUCUAACCUCACCCCCAAAGUAACGAAAUAUAGGCGCCUAGGCUAUGAAAUGAAUGAAGUAUGCAGAGAACCCUACACCGCUGUUUAGUGUGGUCAAGUAGACACUGCUUGGUAGAUGUUUCGUCGAAGACGCGUCUUGUCAUCGACUCGACUUCCUAUCAGCCAUUACAACAGGCUGCAGUUACUUCCGUAAAAUCGUCGGUGAUAUCUCACCUUUACCUUGGUAUUCGGUGGCAUACUUUGGACAGCCUUGUGUUAUCUUCUAACGAAUGUCUCCUCUUGUUUGCGUGAGUUUCAUGACCGGACUGCACUCUGCGUCGUUAGCGCGUCUACGCAGGCACUUUUUCAUCAACCUCACUUGAGCUUUUCGCCCACGACGUCUUUCACACAACAGCAAUAUCCGAGUCAUGUGCUAAGUCGCGCCGGCGCACUCUAAUUGCUUCGUUUAGGCUGCCUGUCUUUUCUGACCUUGUAGCGACCAAUGGCCGCCCGUCUGUAGGCUGCUCUCAAAACACGCAUAAAUUGCUCCAUUCGAGGGGGUCAGCGGCACAAACGCAUUUAUGCAUAGCUUGAUCUCGCACAUCUAGAGAGACGAGCGAGCUAGAUGGCGACGCAAACAUGGUGGCGCCUAACGGCCAUUGCGUUAGCAUAAUUUUGCCAACUCAUACAUACGCAGUCCUUUUUUGCUUUAGGUGUACGCUUUAGCCGUCUGCAAGUGGAGACGCUGGAAGAGGUAUUUCGACGUGUACACUUCAGGGAGAUCGAUCUUGAGGAAGCUUAUCUCGAUGAACCGGUUAGUAGUUGUUUACUGCAUGCGGACGACACUCGCACGGUGGCCGGACGCAUGCUGGACGAUCUCUGGACGUUGAAUUUUUUUUCUGUCUAAGUUCCAUUCUAGGGGAACCAUAAACUACAGUGUAAACUCGUGCGAAAUCUCCCAUAUUUAAGUAGUAUCACCCCUAGGUCGAAGGCCGAAUGAUUGAUAGUCGCACAACGUGGCCGUUAGGGCACCAAGGACCUACGCAUUUGCAGUCAAAUAGUGGCUGUUCGCAAUCAUGUUUUCAGUUAUUACUCUGCAAAUUAUAAUCGUGGCUUCGUAUUCUAAACGCUUAGGAUUUCCCGUUAGCUCACAUAAAGUUAGUGACCCAACUCAUGGAAAGUGUCGAAAUUAACGAGUGGUUGCUAAUCACUCGCAAACCGACACCAGUGCGUGUAACCAUUAUCUAUGUUAAUAUACAACAACUUAAGAGAAUUAGAGACAUAAAAGAAUUGUUAAAAAUAAUGUUGCCUUGUUUAUAAAUCCGGAGUUUUUCAGAAAAGCGAAAGUCCCGAAGACCUCGAAAAUGAUUGUAAUUGUGUAAACUGCAGUUUUCGAUGUACAGAAAGCCUGUCCAUACAAAACACUGAGUAAAUAAGAUGGUACAAAUAGAAUAACCUUUGAAAAUAAUCUUUUAUUGAAGUUAACAUCUAAAUAUCCUUUAGGAAUCAGUGUGAUUUCAGGUAUGGCGGUUUGCCAAAAGCCUACGCUCUGAGUAUAGAUUCCAAAACUAAUUCGCAAGGAUUCGUGGUAUUCUGUACGCCUUUGAAUUGAUUGAGAUACGGUUCAAUAGGGCAAACAGGUUUUCGCUCGAUUUCACCGGUUAGGACGUCAGAGAAACAAACGUUUUCAUAAGGGCAUAUGUAACCAGGCAAGUCAGUGACAGGUGCAAUCGUAAACAUACCAUUUUGUGGAUAUAACGAGGCAUUUUCUUCCGUAAAAUUAAUUUUCACCUUUCGUUUGCGUUGGUUUACGUUGAGUUUCAAACCAGCCUUGGAGUGUCGCUGAAUACUUCAUGAUUUUCAGUGCUUUCAACGGACUGGCCAUACAGACAGAUUCUGUAUUAUGUGUUUGUUAAAACCCUUAAAGCGAGAUGCUUCUUGAAGGCAUCUGUCGAUGUAGCGAGUGUCUAGGCGUUCUUCUUCAUGUAGAAAGUCAUUUGGGUCCCAUUUGAAAACUAACCGAAACAUGAAACGUCAUCGUCGAAUAAAGUCAACGCCCACAACAAGUUUGCCGCGGAUAUGCUUUCGACCAAUUAGAAAGCUUUCUGUAAUAAGUUGCCUUUUUAGGGAGUGUCUUAUUACUGCAUACCGUUGACGGAUGUCUGCGUACUUAAUUUUUUUACUCGGUGAAGCCAAGGAAGAAUUUGACACUUUUGACCGUUUCCUUCACAUUGCUAGAAAUAGUGAUAUUUUUCCACUGCAACCGUAAAAGCACGCCUUUCUCUUUAUAUUGCGUUCAUUUUCGCUCUCUUUGCUCACUUUUAGGCUGCGUUCUACUAUCAUGAGUGCUCUGCGGAGUGGCCAUAUAAAUACUGAUGUUUUGCUGAAACUGUUAGUGUUUUGCUCGUUCCAUUUCUAAAUUACGAAAAAUGAUGCUCCAUAUGUUCAAACCUGAAAAUAACUAUUCGGUGAUAGUGCUAUAAUUCUCCAAACGGCAGACCAAUGUCGGCCCAUUUAAACGAAUGAUUGCCUGUGUGCAUUAUUACUGCAUUCGAGGGCACGGAAUCGCACCGAUCUGGUGAUCUGACUUCUCAAAAUCGAUGAACCGUAUGGUUGUCUAAAGAUAGACUGUGUGUUAGCAAACUGAUUCCGACGGUUUGCAAUUGUCAAGUGCGGGAAGCUCUGAUCGAUAAAGCUCUCAAGAGUAAAUUACUCUUAUCUCAACGAAAGACACGCUCAGAUGCUCACCUGCAGUUUAAGAAGUCCAUUAACGUAGGAAAUUGCCCGAAUAUAUCGCAACGUCUAUUUUCUGUCUCAAAUUUAUGAACAUUUUGCUUGAUCAGGUCACAUGGACACAUCUUCCGCGCAAGAAAAGGACAUUUCAUUGAAGAGGCCAGACAAGCGAGCAAAAUGCGCAACCUUUAGGACAUCAAAAAAUUAUUGUGUCAGUUUCUGUCAUCAGGUUUCAGGAUAUAGGUUAUGUGCUGUAGUUUAGCUAAAGGAAGUACGUAACGUUCCCGCAAACUUGAUAAAACUGGAGUUAUUAAACGUCUAAGCAGACCAAGUGGAACAAGUUCGCCAACGGCGAUUUCUCAAAGGUGCAGUUUCGGUAUUCUUUAUACCCACUAGUUUGAGUGCGGUAAGUUUCCAUAAAAGAAGAAUUUAUUACAUUUUUAAAUAGGUCGGCUGAUAGCGCCACGCAUGCCCGUCUUUUACGAAUCCUCACAUCAGACGCCAUGCUCUGCACAACGGCUACAACAAAUUCAGCAGUAGAACUCAGAGCUGGAAGGCGUUUAAUGUAAGGACACUAGUAGGGAGCUGUAACAUACUUUGAACAUGAGCCGGUUCUCCGGGAGUUGCUUAGAUGUGGGUAUAGCUUUCCUGCGUGACAAAAAGUCCCCGAUUGAGGGAACAUUUCCUCGGCGCAUUUACCCAGUACAAUCACUUUCUUUCCGACGGCCAUCCCCACUCCUAGUUAAACCCGCGACCAUGGUUAGCACGACUCUUUACAAUAUGGCAUAACUCCAAUGCUCAGUGGAGGGAGGGGCUUUUCGCGGAAAUUUGCGGAUGUUGUUUGGCCGAAUUUGGCUGGCUGACUAUACCUGCCACCUGAUCUGAGAAUGGACCCGUUCUCUCAGACUCGGGCGUACUGUUGUCGUACUUACCUUCUGGGAAGAUAAAAGUCCUCUGUGUAAAAACAAUCGUAAUGCCAGUCGUCCGAUGGGUUUUUCAUUCGUCAUCGUUGUCUGUUCCCGCUUGCUCUGAUUGAGUAGCCAUUACGCUUCCUUUAGCUGUCUGUGGAUCAGUUAUUUUGGCUAGUAGUAUCACCCCCUGCAUUGAACUUUCUACGUUGGAACUUCCUGUAGUUGAUCGUGGCCGAAGGUUUUACGCCUUUUGUAGGUCUCUUAUCUCAGAAUCAGACCAGUGUUCCUGCGAAUGACGACAAAAGUGAUUUCUUCCAUUUUAGUUCUGACGUCCAUUAAGCUCUUCUUCAUCUAAUUCAACUCAGUGAUGUGUCAGACUGAAUUCUUAUCAACUGGCUCUGGCAGACCACCGAGGAAUCGCUGUGGGUUUUGGGUCUUGACUAUGUCGAUAACGUCACAGUGCUGUCCUUUUUGGACAGGAAGUUGCCCUCCCAGGCACCUUGGGCCCCUGGCGAUCCAGCCAAGCUAUGGCUCGCCAGGCAAAAUUGCGUGAGUCGGUUUAGCCGAGGGACGGUUUCCUGUAAUACUCGAAUUUGGGCAGUGGACGUCUGCAUCCAACCCUCCAACACACAAGCCCCAGUUUCUGGGAUUGUGCCGUACUGCAGAUGAAGCGUUAUUAGAUCAUGGAAAACACCUACCAUAUGGUAAUACCGCUGUGGCCACUGGCUUCUGAAGGCAACGCAUCUGACAGGUCGGGGCCUAGCCAUGCCUGAAGGUGUUGUCGUUGCACGGCAUGUUGACUGUAUUUUGGACAGAUAGCAGAACCAACUUAUUUCACAGCCGGCCUUCGCUGGAGACAGUUUAAGUAUCGAGAACCCUCGGAGGCAGUGUUGGCGUUCCGCGCUGCAGACAUGCAGCGAGUUGUUUCCCUGGUACGCGCUAAAGCAGCCAACUUCUACUGAAUAAUAAAUUUCUGUAAAUUCUGGAGGGGUUCCGCACUUGCUGAUGCCUGCGCGAUGUUCUGAUGUUAGCUUGCAGCAUCCGCUAUCUUAGAGUGCAUUUUCUGCUUAAAAAUCAAAUCGAGCAUCGCAUAAACUAUGCGCUCAAGGCUUCUCUUUUAAAAUGAUGGAAGCCUGUACAAGAGGCACGAUAUUAGCCAAGAGGCCAAUAUGAUGGUCUCGAAACCUCUCGUCAGAACGUUCUGUUUACAUAGGAAAGAGGGCCUGUACACUCUUAAAUGACAUCUUCCGCCUGUAAGUGUUCGGUCUUUUCCGCGUAUGUUGUAUUGUCAGAAUUUGCCUCCUGUCGCGUUCCCAGCGGGUAUCUGUGCAAUCCGCAGGGAAAGAAACCUGUACAUUCAAUUCUCGCAGACUCAUCCAAAAUGUAAUUUCCUCCAGGCUCGGUAUUCACUCGUGACAGAGUCGGACUGGCCCUCAUAUAGCCUGCGUGGAAGUAAUGAAACGGAUCGCGGGCUCAUUUCCUGGUCAACUUCUGAAAACGUAGACGGCUAGCUCACGAAAAAGCUAAAUCUCUACCUGGGGUUCUGCCCUCUAUCGAACGCAAUGUGAGGUGCUUAUUCGGAACGUGAUUCAGCUUGCAGCGCAGUCUUUUAACGAGUAAGUAAUCUGUGCUUGGUGGGAGACUGGAUUCUCCCUCAAAACCGCAAUUUACUGUACAUCGUAGCAGUUAGGUCUGACGCCGCAAAACGCACACACCUGCGAAUUAUAUUAGCCAUCUGACUGUCACCGCUUCUUCCGUGUCGUAGUUUUCAAAAUAGGCACCAAAUACAUCCUCCAAGUAAACAUUUUCAACUCAAUAGGAUGCCCUGUCAAAACUCAAGAACUCUGGAACCUCGUCCUAUUCCUGUGACCCGCUCACUACAGUUUGAAAAGGCAGUUUGCGAUUUUGAGGCUUUACUGACUUACAGACCGCCGUGGCCUAGCUGAAGUUGUCUGCUUGCGUGUUUGUGUACGCACACGAGCGUGUGAGCUCCCACUCCUGCAACCCUCACCCCGCCCGCAACGUUCGCCCACUUUUGGGUCUUCACCCACCUGUCGCCCUCCCCAGCUCUUUGCUCGAAUGUAUAUUCCCUAUGCGUCUGGAGACCGACGAACUGGAGAAAUAACCAACCUUUUACGCACGCGCAGUCGGCUGUCACUGCAGCAUCGGGGAAUUUCUUACGAAAAGUCUCGUACCACUCCUCGCUCAUUGGUCGCCUUCUUCAGCCUGCGCCUCUACGGCUUCGGUGCCAGUCCUCCUGCCUGACUGCGCAUUGCCGUGUGUCCGCCUAUGGAGUCCGAGACGUGUCGUACAUCCUGUCGAAGUUACUGCAUUUUUUCUCUUUAGUCCUGGCCUCCAGGUAGUCGCUUCGUGUGACCCUUGGACCCUGUUCGCUUGACACCUUUAUGUGUUAGUCACAAGUACCACCAAGAAUCCGUCCUCCCAUUUUUUUUCUUGGCAUGCGAAGAUAAUGCACUCGAACAAACCAAGCUGACCCACUUUAUCUAAGGAUCUUCAUUGGGGAAAAAGUGGCUUUUCAAGUUUAUUUCCUAUCUGCCAACACAUAUGAUUCAGUACAGUAGUGUGGCCAGUAGGUGAUACAAAAUAAGAACUGGACUGGUCAGUUUUAACCUGCUACGCAGAGGUGGGCGACAGAGUAAGUGUCCGUAGAGGUCGUCUGGGCUGGCGUCUUGUCCUUCCUCCUGCUCGUUUAACUGGUCUUUACGUAUAUGCUAUGUUCAAGAUCGCACCCGCUGAAGCCGACUCUUGCACUAUACUUUAUAUAAUCGUCCAAGUCCGUCAGUGGAAUUCAUUCCGGGGACAGGGCAUUGAAAAUCGACCUAUUAAGCGGGCAGACAAAGCGAUCAGAAGUAUGCAUAGGAGGAAAGCUUGGUCGAUACCGUGCUACAACUUCGCUACGUUUUAUUACUCAGCGAGAAACGUAACUGUGCUAGUUGUUUGGUCAGCAGAGUCCGGAGAAUCUGCUCACCAGAUCGCAUCCAAAAGGAAAUAGAAAUAACCCAAGGCAUGUUAAGGGAAAACGGCUACCCAACACUGCUCAAAACUGUAAGUUUUUGCUGAGGGAAGCAAAAAAGCCAGUGUUGUGAGGUUCUUCGUCAAUAGGCAUUCUCAAGGCGAUGAACCCAGCUGACUAAAAGGGGAUGGUUGGUCCAGACCUGUUCACACGCUUUUCCUGCCGCUUAAGUCGGAGCACUGCACCCUACAAUUACUGAGGACAAAAAACGCAACUGUCAGCUCAAACGACCUCGUGUUUGUGCUUUCUCCAUCGCGUCGCAUCUUUAAAGCGGGCUCACAGGCCGUAAGAGUUAGCGCUCUUCUAAAAAAAACACGAGAGCUUAUGUCGGCAUGGCUUGAGAAAUAGUGCAUCAUGGACACUCAAGAGUUCUCUUCCUGCCCGCCUAGCAGACAUCAGCCACCUGGUGGACGCCAAUGAGGCCUUCCAUGUGGUCAGUAGAGCUCCACGGCAUUAUCUGACGUCAUCAUGGCAGUGCCUACCAGUCACGUUGGAGUCGACGUUAAGCCCCCCAGUCAGCCCUGUUUUCCGCACACAAAAAUUGCGUCCAGAUUGCAGUUUCUGCCUCUGCCAACUAAACUACCGAAGACCCGCGGGCGGUCUAGCGCCAUGACACUUUAGCCCAUAUCUUCGCCGUCCAUGGUCAAAGGCUUUCAGAAUCAUAAAAACCCAAGGAAUUACCAACCCCAUUUUGAAACUAACCCAGAUACUAUCUGAGAAAGACUAUACGGGUCUGAUAAGAAUCGACCGUAACCAUCUGUAUUUUGAAUCGUCUUUUUUCAACUUUUGCGAAAAAACAUUCGUGAAGUUCUGGUUUUUGGUCGGAAGGCACGCUUACUGCAAGUAAUUCUAGUUGUUUUAAGGGCCGCUGCUGUCUUUGGGCGACCUUUAUCCUUAUGAUGCUAAUAUAAACCGUAGACUUUCAUAUUUACCUUCUUCUCUGUAGUCGGCCACCGCACUGUUCGAUAUCAUGCUAUACUACGAAUCCUGUAUCGACUUGUCAAUCACCUUUUCCGUUGAUCGGACGCUUCCAAGCACCGCGUGGCAACGCUGUGUUGCUUUCCUUCGGAAGGUCAGUUCUUUUAUCCUUUCACCUGUACCAUCUGCAUGUGAGCCUUUUAAAUCCUCUUUACCGCCUUUUGUCUCCGUUCCUUUGGCAUUUGCAGUCCUCCGCUCUGCGCUUCUUCAAACUCUCGCACACGCCUCUUGCCGUGCAUCACUUUAUGGGACUCAACUUGUCGGGUCUCUCCCUAGAGAAAAUAUGCUUCCGCGACUGCAACCUCUCCGGAGCCGUACUCUUCGAACUUGUCCGGUGGUUGCGCUACCUUAUGACACUAACUGAGUCCUCAUCUGCCUUCCUGGGCACCCGCUCAGGUGAUCGAGUCGCCACCGCCGAGGGCUCACAGAAGCCCGUUCGCAACGGUUCUCGUCGCUAUCCCCGCCUCUCUCUCCGCGGCCCACAAGUUCCCGGACUGUGGGCCCUUAGUCUCCAUCUGCCCGAGAACCGGAUAACCUCUGUCGACGCGGAGACCUUGCUUUCAUUGAUUCGUCACCAACUGGUCAUUCUUCCUGGUCCACCAACACCCUGUAAAGCACGCAAUGGUUUGACUGACGAUUCACCCGAUGAUUUCCAAGUUGAAAAUCGACCUAUUGGAGGCAGCGGAUAUCUGGUUGAACUUAAUCUUGCUCAAAACAACUUUCGGGUAGGGCGACACGCUUCUCUCUUGACCUUGUGGAUAGCAUAAACCAGUAGACUUUUCCAACUUUCACCCACUAACUUGCCGCGUUCGGUUUUAUUUCGGAGAUUUUCCUACACUGCUGCCAAAAUUCACUGGCGGAAAGCUGAUGGCUGAGGAGAUAACAUAGUUAUCUGGACGUAGGGUCAGGUUAUUACGGCUCCGUACCAGCUCCCGCCGUCGGACUUAAGAGUUAGUGAAAUCUGACUCAUAAGUUAGUAGACCAGCAGGUCCAGUGUCCACUGUGUGUAUAGCCAUAACGGGAACAUGGGAUGUUGUAGACAACACCUUUUCAAUCGAGAUAGCCAACCCUGUCCUUAGGGUGUACAAACUGUGUACGCAAGAUGGUUGCAGGUUGGUGUGCUAUGUUUAUCUGAUGCUCCUUCGGUUGUCUUUCGACGAGCUCAGAUACAUUUUUCACGUAUAGGGGAGUCUGCCAGGUGAAUGUUUUUGGUGCCUCGGUGGUCGUAGUUUUCGAAAUACCUCUCUGUUUAAACCCAUAUUGCAUGCAAUGACGUACAAAGCCGCGAAGGUUCACGUUAUGGGAAAAUAAUUUGAAGAGGUAUUUCAUUUCUGCUUGAUAACUUUCUUUAUCAGAGCAGUGUGUUUUAGCUCGCUUUAGUAGGCUAUAGACGAUACUCCUCUUGUGAAAGACGGGAUGGUCAGUCUUAAAAUGUAGGAUGAUCUCUGAAUAUGUUUCUUUGCGAUAAACUGAAGUGUGAAGGGAUCCACCAGUUUUUCGGAAAUGGAACCCGUCCAUCAACCUCUGUUUCAAAAGUGAACUUGAUUCCUGGAAAUGUAGAGUUAAGAUUCGUGUGAAGCAGGAACUAGUGUACCUAUAGAGCCAUGCCAGUCGCGAGAACGAUGCAUUUCUGCAGGAAAUUCACAUACACAAUUUAAAAAAAUGUACAACAAGCAGACAGUUGCACCGCCAACGUAGAGUAUCAGGCAUUUUUAUGGAUUAUUAACCCGUGCGGUGAAGAACGUGACAAAUAUAUCAACUUACCUGUGCUUAUGGGUAAACGGUGAUUGAUCAAUCUCUUUUUUUUCUAUUGAAAUGAAUUGCACACGGAAAAAAGUCCACAUUUAUGAGUCCGCACAGGUAAAGCAAGGUAUUUAUAACUUCCAGCCGCCACCAGUUUACGUUUUACAGAAAGUACUAACCUGCUUGAUUAUGUCAGUGAAAGUGUUCUAAUCUUACUGCAUACUCCAAGAAUUCGAAUUACCCUAUUGAAGUUUGCCGUGCAUACAUGAACGUGCCGUUCGCUCUUUCCCUUUUUUAUCAAUUUACUCAGGAGGAUAUAGUUUCAGCAAUUCAUAUCAACAAUCUCGGUGACGUCACAUCUGUAAAAGUGUACUUUAAUAAGUGCGAUUUGUGUAUCUGCCUCGUUCGUUAAAAUUUGAGCAGUUUCACCGCGUGGGUAAUGGUGUCGACAAAAGGUACCUAUUUAUAUGAGGGAAUUUCGAGGUGCAGAAGUGCAGUGUUUUUUUAUUUUCAUUUCAUCACUUGAAUAAAUAAAAUGAGUCAUUCACAUGAAUGCCACUUUUGCGUAGACAACAGGCACCGUCUUUCAGCUUGGGAUUACCUUGUGGAUCUAAGCAUUAACUGACGAGUGCUUAUUUAUAGACAGGAUCUCGCGGCACGUAUAUUUGAGUUUCUUCUUACUGCGAAUUCUCCCUACCUGCCCUCCUGACUAUUUCUCUUGGGUAAGAGCUGAACAAAGAGACGGCGUGAAAAGAUAUUGGUUUGUCCUCUGAGGAUACACUGUCACGCCCCCCCCCCCCUGUCCAUGUGUUACAGGUGCAGCUACAUGCUGCGAUCUCUGGCACCCUCUUCACUGUUUUGAGAUCCAUUUCAUUCGCCAGCGUUUUUAUAGACGCAUGGGUGCAUAUUACGUGUCCUUUCUUGAUACAUCCCAUUUCUCUUACACCACCGCACAGGACGAAGGUGUCAACAUUCUCUGCACCGGUCUCCUGCAGGCGUAUCGAAUGCAGCAACGCCGCCUAGAGGUUGCCACCGCUGCAAUUGCUGAAGCGACUGAGGGCAAGAAGACCUCCAAACCACCAAAAUCACCCGCCACGGAAGACACAGAACCGACUGACGGGAGUGCGGGCACGGAAGGAGAGUCAUCGAAGCCAUCGGUCCGCCUGAAACUGCCUCCAUCUUGUGCACUCCCCAGUGUCCGCGGAUUGGAGCGGCUCUGUCUCUCAGAUAACGGUCUAACACCUCUCUCCGCUCGAGACCUGGCCCACGUGGUCGCCCAGUCUACCGAGCGCAUGGCACCCCUCAUUGGCGGCCUUACGCAUCUCGAUCUCAGUAACAAUCCGGGCCUCGGAGACGAGGGUGUAGAGGUGUUGUGUGAGGGUUUGAUAAAAAAUUGCACUCUUCGUGAGCUGAUCCUGCGGAAUGUGAGAAUGGGAUUUGGAGGUGUGUUCACUUGCUCUUUUGCCUUUCGCUCUCUAAGUUGUAGUUGGGAUGGGAAUCACUGAAGAGGAUAUUUAUGUAAAGAAGAUGAACACACGAUCUCUGAGACAGAAGGUGUAUUAGCCUGAGCUUUCGGUCUCGUACAGGAGGCCACCGUCAGAGGCUGGGAAAAUGCGACAUCAAAUGAGCAGUUUUUAUAGUCAAGCGAUGAAGGGGGGAUAUGAGUGCAGAGGGCGGUAUUCGCGAUAAGCUGAGUCCCACGCCGUCUUACGGCGGCGUGACAGUGUACAGCCUUGGCUGAAAAGUGGGUCUCGCCUCUUGGCCGCGGGAACGGAGCGCGUGAUAGCAGGGGGUAUGUCAACGUGUCUGUUGAUAGAGUUGGUGUCAGACACCCAGGCCUCCAACAGUCUCUGACGAUGGCCUCCUGUACGAGACCGAAAGCUCAGACUGAUACACCUUCUGUCCCUGAGAUCGUGUGUUAAUCUUUACAACAAGAACCUGGGAUUCGCAUAUUUGCUUCCAUCCGAUGAUAUUUAUGUUCAUCAUAACUGACUCCACAGUUUGCUGUUUUCACUAAUGUUGGCAUUAAAGGGCGUUAAGACUAUUACUUCAAACACUUAUUUUGAGCAGCUCAUACACAAAAGAAAACUGCCAGGGCAGGAAAAUCUGCGACAAGGAGAAAUCGCACUAAGAGUCCGCCGUCAAUUCACGCUGGUUGCCAUACCGGCGGAGUUGUCACAGACUCGUCGGCCAUGAAAAUAUCUCGAAAACCUGUCCCAUAGCGAAUACGCGUAUUUUGGGCAUAAAUUUUAUACCCGCAUCUGAGCCCAUUGCUCGCGAGUUUGAGGCUUUUUCCUUAUAGUGACCUCGAUGACUGCUAGGUUUUUUGUGCUGACGCAGCAGGCUUGCAAAUUAUUGGCACCUUCCUCUAUUUUUACGCGGAAUAUUCCGUCUUUUUGACGUCCUGUUUACAGAUUCCUGACCGUGUUGCACUCUACGGGGGCACUUUUUGCGUCCAACCAAUACUGUGGUGUACAUUGUAAGCUCGACGCUUACUUCACUCGGCCAUGUGAUCAUGCUGUCGACGCAAGAAUGGGCUCAGAUGACGCAAUGGCAUGAACACCCGGCGAACGUUUUUUGCGACCCGACGCUGUAUCUUAAGUGCUUAUACUCUCAGCGGUCUCGUUUCUCACCUCGACUUUACACUCUUCGCCAGCCACUCCUUUCACAUGCAGCACAGACCCUAAUGCGAAUUGCAACUCACGAAAGUGCAAACACGAGUCCAUCGGCCGAAGCUGGCAUGUUUACUUGCUGUCAAACUUCCGCUCACUUGCGCAGCGCCAGGCCUGCUCUCAGAGAUGGAACAUCACCCCUUCUGCACAGGAUGCAUGUCUCCUACCGACGAUUGCCUGCAUCGGCUUCUAAACGGGACUUGGGCAUGAUCGUCAGGGGUGAAGUACGCCUACUGUCUCGGUCGUCACGCCUCGGCCGAAGUCACUGGCCCUGCGGUUGCCAUAAACCGCAGCUUUGCUGGCUUAGGCCAGUUUUAGAUGAUUGGGUUAGGAUAUUCCUAAGGAUUCCAAUCUUGGAUUGGAAAUCUGGUUAGAUGUCGAGUACAGUCAGAGGAAUCUAGAGCCUUGUACGGCCUGCUUUUGUGGCUUUCCCUUAGUUCUGCCAUCACGCCCACUCCAAUGCCCAAUUGAUCUUUGGUCAGUACCUUUAGUUCUCAUCAACACCGGAUGGAGUAUUGGCAUUCUUUGAAUGCCUGCUGCUUUAAUGUCGAUGUCCUUGAGGUCGAAUCUUGUAACAAAUCCCCCCAGUCUGACACCAGUUUGCCUGAUAGGACCAUACAUUCCUUCCUGCUGGGGUCCUUAGAAGUAAGAUCAGAUCGGAUUUCAAGAAGCCGCAUUUUUCGCAGUGUUAACUAUCACCCAGGAAUACCCGGAUGGAUAUUUAAGGACAUAGCCCGUGAUGCUAUGAUGAAACCUCAGUUAACACGGUAGUUUCCACUCAGCGCAUCUAACCCGAGGCCGGUAUCUCAUUAGUUCGCUGAUUGUUUCAGCUGCAAGCUUGUGUAGUGUGGUAGAAUCAGGUCAGUCUAUCCGUCAGUAGUUGGUUGCUGAGCCAUAGAAAUCAUAAAUUGAGGGGUUACCGCAGAGGGACUCCCUGACGUGAAUGAGAACUGGAUUGUACAAAGUUGGAUUCGGCGGCAAAUGAGCCAAUGAAAUAGAUCAAAGCAGAAUUUCAGAUCGAUCAUUGCGCCCAUUUUCAUCUCGAUUUGUCAUGCCUCAUUCUUGCUGCAGUCCGAUGAGAUCCGGAUUGAAGUGUUGAGUACGACGUUGCCCAAGUAUUCCUUACUAUGGUUCAAUUCACGUGUUACCGUAUUGCACGGUUCUUCUGAGGCUUUGUCAACUGUUCUGCUGUUGAAGGCGAAGUUGCAACGACUCCUCAUUCAGGCCAUUAUAAUGUCUUCGAUUUUGAUUCUUGUUGAGAGUUCUAACCAGUAAUAUUUGCCCUCUGAAUGGGCCACGUGGUAGAUGCGCUGGACCAACGUGGGGACCAUAUCGGAUUCUGGCAGGCGUUAUCGGAAUGCACACCAUAACAAAUGCCGAUAUUUCGGAUUGCGAUGACAGACUCAGUUGCCGGCAGCCGUCGCGCACAUUGGGACAUUUUCCGCCCCCAUUUUUGUUGCUGGUUAAAAUCCCGGUCAUUUGCUGUGUGGACCGGGGGUUGCGGAGUGAAACGCCAAGGUGCGGGCUUGACCGUGCCAUCCACCUGCGCCCUCUCCCGCCGGUCUUCUUGACUCUGUCUUGACACCGGGCCCAGGGGAGGGGGGAGGAGAAAGUGCAGUAGAUGCUGCUCAAGUCCACUAUCACUAUAAGCCACAUUCACGCGCAAGUCCCCGUGCCUGCUUCACCUCGCUGUAGAGCAUGCGGGGACAUCGUCGGUAACGACGAUCGAGCCAGUAAUAUCUAACGAUGCGUGUAGCUCGGAGCGGUGUGCCCGGCUAGCCACUGCGUGUCAUCUCAUUUUGCAGCCGACCUUAACUAGUCGCUGCGGUCAGUCUUCCUAAAGGUCUUUCGUGUUCACGUGGGCUGAUCCUCGUCACCGUUGCUGGCUAAUCUGUUGUUGUUGGCUGCGGACUCUUUCUUUUGUUCAUAUCAAUAACUGCUUUUCGACACUCUUUGUCUGCCUACUGAUUAUCAUCUUGACCUUUCGCGAUGGAGUGUGGAUUACUUAGUCCAUCAACUUGUUUUCGUAGGUAUCUUUGCCCUGUCAGGCUAUCUUGGUGAAUCAAAGUCCCUGGUUCUCCUGGACAUUCGGCAGAAUUCGAUUGACUUGGCCGGAGUUAUGGCACUAGCUAAGACCAUGACGAUCAACGAAAGCCUCACCAGUCUCCUCUCCGAUGCGCGAAAUCCUUUCAUACCGGUUGCGUCCGUAAGUUGCCGGCCUUCCUUAAAUGCACGUCCAGUAAAUAUACAGGACAUUUCUUAUCUCCACCUUCUUUCUUGCGCAUGAGGCCGUCCAAGUCGGGUAUUUCGUGUUGCAUUCACCCCGACUUGGUCUAUCCAGCGCCUAUAAUUUUCAGUUAGAGUGAUUCCCCCUCGAUCUCGGGGGUUACGUUCCAACACCCCCACGACAAAAGGUGAAAAUUCGCGAAGUAAAAACUGUAUGCUUUUAUGGUUAUUCUUCAUAUUUCAAAUCAUUUUAGACCUUUCCACAUUUUUAUAAAUAUUUCCCACAGUUAUGCCGCAUAAACCCUUUGUAUUCUCCUAGAUACUAGGUAAGAUUAGCAGAACGUACGCACGUAAACAAACAUCGCCUGCAGAAAUCCGUAAAUUAGCGAGAAACCCACAAUAGACUGAAGCCGCGUAAAUUUAAGAACGAUUUAGCGAGGGAUUACUGCAUGCUUCGGAGCUCUAGGAAGUAUAUUCUGUUUACAACAAAAAGGAAGCCGUAUUACGGCAAUUUUUUAUGAAACACUAUAGUAUGACCCCGCUAACCCUUUUUUCUAGUGCCAAGAAAGCAGGCUCACAGCUUUUGUCCUCGCGAUGCAGCCUGUACCACUGUUCCAAAAGGCGGCUGCCGACCAUCUUUGCGUCCGACCGUUCUGAGCUAGCUUGGUUUUCCUGUUAAAUUUCAUUUAAUUAUUUUUCCCAUUUUAGAAGGACGCAGGCUUAAUGCAGACCUUCUUAGCUGAUCUGGACAACUGCCUACGCCGUAACCGUCAUUCAGCAUUGAAACAGAAGUUAGAGCUUCCGUCCGAAGGGGCAGUUCAACUUGCAACCACCAACUCUGCUCCCGCUGUUCACAACAACGAGAUGUCUGCGGUCAUUGUUGCCACAGACGACACCGAUAACUUGUCCAGAACCGAUGACCAUCCUGCGUCCGAAAAUAAAGAAGACGGAGCUGUGGAGGAUGCCUCGAUAACCGCUGAUUCUUCACCGUCUCUUCGUUACCAAAGUCAGUCUCCAGACGCCCCGAACUUGUUUGAGCAGUGUCAGACACAAUUGCCUGAUCAGCUUAUCAUGGGUAGAGAAGAGUGUGAAGUCGAAUCACAGCAUACGAACCCUUCUCCGUUGUAUGAUGAUCCCUCCAACUUAGCGAACUCAGAAGGUGAUCAGUUGCAGGCUGAAGAAGAGCUAAUUCCAUCCCCACCAUCGUCCCACUGGCCGCCACUUACGGUAGAUGAGUACGAAGAUUAUGUUAGUUCUGACCCCCUCAGACUGCUUGAAGAGGGCACUUCCCCAGUUUUAAACGGCCUACAAUCGCUUGAGGAGGUAGAACAUGCACCACCGCUGCCGUCACUGCCAGUUUCGCUUGAUAGUGAGAGGGAUGUUGGUGCUACCCUGCCGUUUGCCCUUUCAACAGACACUAGAGCCAAAGUUCGGCGCAUAUCAGAGAUAUCGUCUGCCGAGAGUCCUGAGGAUGAUUCUCCCCAAUUAUCUGGCGAGGAAGAGGAGAUUUUUCUUGCGGGAUCCACGGAGGAGCAAAAAGAAACGGUUGAUGUGGCUCACGAAAUUUCACAGGCCCUCAACCAGGACGUCCCUCCCCUACAAUUCGGUUUUGGACCUGAUGCAACUGCUCCACGUGAUUUGGCACCUGUAGCGGGAUUACUGCCUGCAGAGGAAGUCGAAAAUUUGCAGUCUUCAUCAGAGGGAAACAAAUCGCCAGAUGCACUUCGGGAGACACCAAUGGAUGAUUCAUCGACGUCCAACCAGUGCUCGCUUCCUUCUCCCUCUUCAUUGACACAGAAUCUGAUUACUAUUCAAGACCCAAGUCUUAAUAUCACCACAGCAGAGAUGUUGGCUGGUGAAACCUCGAAUGUUACUAAGGCCCCCUACGCUUCUCAGAUUUAUUCUGACGUUUACACUGAAGAAAAUGAACUCCACGAGGUUUCUGAAUCUGUUCAGAACCACUCUCUCGACCAUAACGGACAGGCCGAUGCGAGUAACAGUGCACAAGCCCCUGUCAUUUGUGCGGAGACCGAAUUUCACCCAGCUUUGCCUGAUAGUCCCAUGGGGUCCGAUAGCACGUUCUGUGGUACUUACCACGCGAUGGAACCCGUUUCCUCUGUUGACCAGCCGAAAGCUCCAACGCCUAUUUUAAAAACGGUGAACUGUCAUGAUCUUGCUCUGGACGCAAGCAAAGUCGACGGUCUGACCAGUUCUCUUAUGGAAAAGACAAAGACGCAAGAGGAAAGUUUUGAUCAUGUUGAGUCUGCACUAACGGCUUCAUCUGCACUAGACUCAUCGUGCUCUAACCCCAGCCCAGACGACAUUCCCUCAGACUACCGGGAUCAUAUGAUUGACGGGACUUCCGGUGUUUGUUGCCUUGACAACCCUCCGCACCCACUCACUUCUGAUGAUUUGAAACAAUCUUUGAUUAAAGAUCCGACCCAGGAUGUAGACUUGACAUCAGAUCAACGAACUCCUCCUGGCGAAUUUCAAGCAUCGACGUCGCUUGUAGGAGGCAACAUAGAGAGUGUAUCUGAUAAGGUGGGACAACUAUCGAUCGAAAUCGAUAAGCCCAUUCCAAUGCAAGGGGCAGGCGAAUCCAGUGAGAAGACCCGAGAGGAGGAAAACUCCACCCUCUGUGAAGCUUCUGGUUUUACAGGGGCUCUGACAAGGGAUAACAAGGGAGGACCUGAAUUUGAUCGGCGAUCAAACUGCUCCGUGAUGGAGGCUGCGGUUGCUUUGGACCGAAUGGAGUCUGUGGCAAAUCUGGACGAGGACCUCGCUGGUAAUGAGUUGUUCGUUAACGUCAACCGAAAUGAGUAUGAAGGUAGUUUUACAUCUUCAGAUGGAACGUGCGUGCGUGUAGAGCCUAUCACCGAACCGAAGCCCGAUGUUCAACAGUGUACGAGGCCUCCAUUGGUCCUUAACUCGUCCUUCGCUGAAGAUCAAAAAGACGAAGGUGAGCAAGCAGUAGUAGAGGGAGAAAACUCGUCUUUAGUGAGUGCAGUUGACCCGUCACACCACUCAAGUUUAAAUGCCGAUUCUUAUCUGUUCGAAGAAACCUCCGCCCGCCCGUCAUGCGAUGCUGGAAGUUUUCCCACUGAUGGUUUACCUGAUCGGUCGAAACAGACUUUGAAUAAUGCCUAUGUCAGCGUCCCCCGGCCCGAUAAUACCAUCGGACGAGGGGGUUAUUUGGAGGAGCACUGGUCCUCGUUGACACCUGUCUCUGACGUUGCUACAAAAAUGAGUGCGGAACCAGUACAUUCAGCCGACCAAAGUGGCAGAAAAGAUGUUGUUAAGUCGGAUAUGGCUGAAUCGACCGAAGAGUUAUUCAGCUCCGACCUCUGGCCCCAAUCUGGAGAGGCAGGCGGAGAACCCCUGACGAGCUCUUCAAAUGCACAAGAAAUGUCUCAGCUGAAGAAAGGUCGAGAGAACCAAGAGUGUAUGACAACUGACAGUAUGCUGGUGGGAAACAGUAUCCAACAGUUACCCUGCACUCCCAGUGUUUCCAACCCCAUUACCGUCUCUUCGGAGGCGGAUACCUUCGACAAGGAUGAAAAUCCUGCUCUAGAUACACGGUUAUCCUUCACCGAGACUGCGUUUGCAUCCUCAGAGCCAUCUGUUGAGGCCUGCGUGCCAAGUCGACAUGACACCUCCCACCGGCCCACAGAUCCGGCGGCAGUACUCGACCCCUCUGACCUUCGCACUUUAACACCACCGUUUGAACCAAAGCAUAAUCGAACCUCGGCUGCCGACAGUAAGGAAUUCCCACCAUCGCCACUGUCUCUGCAUGGUGUUUGCUCAAUGGACGGUGAUUGCUCCACGCCUCCACACAAAAUUAUGAAUCCCACCCUAUAUGUUAACCCGCCUGUGCCCGAUUCUUGGGAGGACGAGAACUGGGGGGACUUUGAGAGUGACGAACCCCAACUGAGUGCGGAAUUCGGAAAAGAUUUAACUCAGGUUGGUUCUUGUUUGUUUUUUUUCUCCUUAUACAUUGCUUUUUUGGAAAUCCAUAUCCCUACCCUAGUUGGAAAAGCCUGUGCACAUUGACUCCACCCUUUACUACUUUAAAUAAUCACAACUGCUCCCCCCCUACCCAAGUUUUCAUGCGUUCGUUUGCAGAUGGCUGUCGGCUUAUCUGCGUGGUGGGAUUCACAGGCCGGUUGUUUCCGGAACUUCGUAAACCGUCUCCAUUCCUAGUGCAUGCGCACGAUCCCGGAUGUCUUAGUUCGGUCGUCAUAACUCUCCGGGAUUAACUUUUGCCUAUCGUACCUUCCCCUCUGCAUCGUAUACUGCUCUGUUUGUGCCUGGUUGUACCUCUGAGCGGCGCCUACGUAAUUGUUAACACAAUCGAAACAGUUGAUUCCUAAGCAAUUGCUGGAUAUGGGUUUAGCAAGAUUAGGCAUGCCUUUAGAGUAAGUUAGGAUUUAGGUUGACCUUGACCAUCUAAAUUCUGUUGCUCAGCAGACUUUCGGGUUAUGCCGAUACUGUGGGAACGAGCGCUAUUCGCUGCGUCGUCUGGCGACGCAGUACAGUUUAAAAUACUUGUCAGAACUGGUUAAUUUUCGUAGAUUUGCCUUCCUACUUGGGAACUAACUUCUUUUUUUAUUGUGAUGGCUGUUAGACAGCUCUUCCACCAGACUAGUUCGCUUGAUACAGACCAUUUUCCUUGUUGCUCCUUCAUCUUCAGUCAGAAACACCCUUAAUUGUGGUUUCUCAUUGACCCGUUGUUUCUUCUGACCCCACCACAGAUGUCACUGGAGUUCUCGAACACGUCGGGGUCACCUUCCACUGUUUGUGGUCAUCAUAGCCAUCCGGUGUCGACGCUUCCUGACGAAGUUCCUGACCCAACCACCGGCAAGACCCAUGUUGACUGA